GCUCAAUAAAACAAAACUUAGUCAACAAUGAAUAAUACCUACUGUACAAAAAGGCUCGUGAGAAGUAUUUAUUCAUCACACUGCUUACUUUUAAAAUAAAGUCAGAAUUUGUCAUUUAUUUUGAAGACAGUUGUUCCGCCGCUCGCUAGAUGAUGCUGCAGCCCUGUUUGAUCAGAGAAACUGGGCUGCUUCUUCUAGAAAAACACACUCGAUUAAACGCGCCCCUUAGUCUUCUUGUUGUUAUUCAGUCGUGUUAUUUCUGUGUUAUUAGUGACUUUGCAAGAUAAAUACGUAAACACCGAGUGAUUUUCCCCCUUCUGAAGAAAGAGCACGGUCAUUAAAGUGAAAACCAGUCCUCUCCUGCUGUGCUAGUAGAUGGCAGCAUGCUGGAUAAAAUCAGUGACAAAGAGCAGCAGUCUAUGCUCUGUUCAGACUGUGGUUGCAGCCUCAGCCCACCACAGCCUGACUCUGACCCCACCAGUACUUCCACUGCUUCUAAACAGCAGCAGACAAACAAUACAGACAUUCCCUCCAAAUGUCCAUCCUGUCAGGCAGGCGGCAGCAGCGUCUCUAAUGGUAGACGACCCCACCGCCGCAUCCGCUUGGACCCUCAUACCUGAAGCCUGUGCUCCAAAACCUUCAUCUCCUCUGCUCACCUAACCCUUCACCUCGCCUCUCACAACAAGGAGAGGAAAUUUAGAUGUAACAUCUGUGGCAAAUACUUCCAUCAGUCCUCCCACCUGAUGGCUCACAAGGCGAUCCACAGUAGAGACAGGCCAUUUAAGUGUCCUGAGUGUGGGAAGACUUUCGGUCAAGCUUCGCAUCUGAAGACCCACCAUCGACUCCACACAGGUGAAAAGCCUUUCAAGUGCACCUAUUGUGACAAAUCUUUCACGCAGAAGGCUGGGCUCUUGGCACAUUUUCGGCUUCAUACUGGAGAGAGGCCAUACAAGUGUGAGAACUGUGGUGCAGGGUUCCGUUCUGUGGCACUCCUGCUCUCUCACAAGGAUCAGGAGGCUUCCAGACAGACCGUACCAGUACCAGCACCUGCACCUGAGCCUGAACCCGAACCACCCCUCAAGCAGCCUGAAGGGACACAAAACGGCAUGGAGGAUCUGAAGUGUGGCAUCUGCUGCCGCACUUUUGUGCGCUCAUCAUACAUCAGACUGCACAUACGCCUGAAGAAAGGACAACGACCUUAUCACUGCAAAGUGUGCAACAAGACCUUUGUCAAGCUGGAUACAUUUGUGAACCACUGUGACAAACACUUGAGGCAGAAAAAGGAGAAAAACAAAGCGGUUCGAGCCAAAGUUGUUAAACCUCCUUUGUUUGUUCCACUCUCCAAGUCUCCCUCUCCUGAGUCUACGCAGCCUUUAUCCCCAGAGGUCAACACACGCUCCAGAGCAAAAGCAAAGACUAAGACUGAGCCGUAACCUGUAGGAUGAAAGAUGUGUAAUAGCACAGUAGUGGUAUUUAACAUUUAACAUAGAAAACGCAAUGUUUACAAAUGAGAGUAAUUCAGAAUAAGGGACAAAAGGCAUGUGAGUAGUUGAACAAUUCCUAACUUACUUUUUACUUAAUUCAUCAUGGAUUUACUAAAUAUACAGUCAAGUUAUUUGAAUGUCAUUAAUAAUUAUCUUUGUAAACACAACAGUGAUCUAGUUUUAAUGCAAAUUUUAAAACAUGUGAAUCACAUGAAACUUAAAAAACUGGAGAUCUGAAACAGUCUGAGUUAAAGUGAAUUGCGUAUGGAACAUGUGUGCAACACUUAUUCACUUUUUUCCAUUGAUCAACAUCUUACUACAGCCCUGGUAUGUACUAUUUAGCUAAUUUAUUUAAGAAAAAUUUUAGCACAAAAACAGUUUUUAUAUUAUUUGCAUGUGCUGUUUAAUCUGUCAGUCUAAUAAGUGUACAAUCCUAAAUCCUUAGAAGUCAUGGUUAAACUUUUUCUUAAAUCCAUACAAGCCCGGUGACGUGUGCUGUAAGGACAAAUGUGUCAAAUAAUGACAGUUAAAUGCUUAUUGUACAGUAGUAGUGAAAAAAGAUUGGUGAGUAAAAUAAACACAAAAACAUGG
Molecule: messenger RNA, 2075 nt
Organism: Melanotaenia boesemani (Boeseman's rainbowfish)
Lineage: Eukaryota; Metazoa; Chordata; Actinopteri; Atheriniformes; Melanotaeniidae
Product: zinc finger protein 774
Exons: 2
Coding region: 744-1433 (229 amino acids)
Source: RefSeq, a predicted model, not a curated record